AUGUCUUCAGAAAACGGCGUAGACGAUUCGAUCCACACACGCGACCAUGCAGAAGAUACAAUCGUCCAUGACCAAACGCCUGCCGAUGGAAGUUCAGAUGGUGAAGGAGGAGAACGGACGGCAAGAGAGAAAUUGAAGAAGACAUCCAUCGCUGGACUUGCACAAUACUCGAAAGAGAAACCCGGUUCAGUUGGUGACCAUCCUUUAAGCGAAUCGGCCCAUGUCGAUUCCAUUCCCGAACCACAAAGCGAGAAUGGAUUGCGGGGGCGACCUUCCAAAAAGCGAUCAUUCGAAGAUCUGCAGAAUGAGGACACUGGGGUAGGCGUCGAGAAUGGCGGUCCACCCUUACCCAAAAAAGGCCAGCAUAAGAGAAUGAGAUCGAGAGAAAUUUCGGGAAAUGAUCAUAUACAAGGAUUUGAAAAGCUAGAAGACAUCGCGAGCCCAGUUCAGGAAGAGAGCGAUGCCGAAGCACAACAAUCUCCAGGCGGGCCUGGUGUGCUGGUUUCUGCGCCUCCGAAAGAAGAGACAGACAACACCACGACCAUUCCGGACGAGAAAGAUGCCACUGUCGGUUCCGAGUCCGUCGGGGUUGUUCCCACCUCAAAUGAGAAGACCGGAGUGUCGAAUACUGCAAACGUGACCGCUUCCCCAACCGAACAAGAAUCAAAAUCCCAGAUUCCACCACCUUCAGGAUUUGCUGACACGUCGACCUCGUCUCCAUUCAGCGGCUUCAAAUCGCCGACCCAAGAAUCAGAGUCCAUUUCAUCCCCCGGUAAAUCUACGUCAGCCUCGGCGUUUGCUUCGUCGGGCUUGUCAGCUUUCGCUUCGUCCGAGAAGUCACCAUUCGGAACAGGGGGAACAACAGCAAAAGAAUCGGGUGGUUUUGGUGGAGGCGGAGGACGAGGCGGUUUUGGAUCUUCGUCCGGGUCAUUUGGAGGUCCAUCACCAUUCGCGAGGAAGCCAUUGUCUGGAUUUGGAUCAGGCAGUGGUGGCUUCGGAGGUGGAGCAAAACCUUUUGGCACUGGUAUAUCGUCAUUCGCCGGCCCUGGCGGUGUACCAGGUACAUUUGGCAAACCCAAACCAUUCACGACAUCGAACGAGGACGACGAGGAUGAGGAUGACAAGGAGGAUGAUGGUGAUGACCACCAUCAGCCUGAAGAGGAUGUCCAACAAGAUCCCAGAUUCAAAGAGCAAGAAGUUGAAACGGGCGAAGAAGACGAAGAGACCGUCUUCAGCUGCCGAGCGAAGCUAUAUCAUUUUGAAAAAGAAUGGAAAGAACGUGGUGUUGGAGUAUUCAAGAUCAAUAUCCGGUACGAAAGCAGAAUGUUCUCGCCCAUGGAACGCAAAGCUCGACUUAUCAUGAGGACGGAUGGAGUUCACCGCGUCGUUCUUAACACCCCGGUUUUCAAAGAUAUGAACGUGGGAACUCACGAUGGAAAAGAACCCACCGGAAAGACCAUGCAUCUGACUGGAUUAGAGGAUGGAAAGCCCACUGGCUUCCAGAUCAAGGUCGGUAAAGAAGACGCCUUGAAAGAGAUUUACCGCAAAAUUCGAGAACUUCAGGAAGGCCUAUGA
Molecule: messenger RNA, 1575 nt
Organism: Rhinocladiella mackenziei CBS 650.93
Lineage: Eukaryota; Fungi; Ascomycota; Eurotiomycetes; Chaetothyriales; Herpotrichiellaceae
Exons: 4
Coding region: 1-1575 (524 amino acids)
Biological process (GO): intracellular transport
Cellular component (GO): cytoplasm; nuclear pore
Molecular function (GO): GTPase activator activity
Source: RefSeq, a predicted model, not a curated record